Messenger RNA from Didymodactylos carnosus, 465 nucleotides. The record is from the annotation of a GenBank genome assembly. Lineage: Eukaryota; Metazoa; Rotifera; Eurotatoria; Philodinida; Philodinidae.
AUGCAUCAACCGAGAUUUUUGCAUAUUCGGAAUCAGUAUGACGAGUUACGUUGUACGGCGCAAAAAUCUCGUCGGGCUCCCUCCAUUUUUCUUGGAUCCGGCGGCUCCGUUGGAGGUUUCACGCAUGGAAAUGAUUUAUCGGGACAUAAAAAACAACAGCGUGUGUCUCCCUUUCGUAUCAAAUUUAAAGAGGAAAGUAAAUUUCCACAUAAUGACGUCAGUAUCAUUAAAGAUAUAAAUCCUAAAUAUACGGCGACACAAUUUGAUUUUCUAUUAAACACAGAAAAUUGGCUUGAUAGAAUUUGUGACAGUCAAUAUUUAGUUGAACUGCCAAAAAAUAUUCGCUCAUCAUAUUCUAUUGCUGUCAAAAAUGUUCCGGCUCAGUGGAAUGCUGUAGGUUUUGGAGACGAACCUAACCAAGGUAUUCAACAAUUGUUAGAGCGGAAAGGUUUUUUAUCAACGUAG